Messenger RNA from Coniophora puteana RWD-64-598 SS2, 1435 nucleotides. RefSeq names its product alanine-glyoxylate transaminase. The coding region runs from base 79 to 1344 and encodes 421 amino acids. Gene Ontology annotation, molecular function: L-alanine:glyoxylate transaminase activity; L-serine:pyruvate transaminase activity. Gene Ontology annotation, cellular component: peroxisome. The record is from RefSeq and is a predicted model, not a curated record. The transcript has 12 exons. Lineage: Eukaryota; Fungi; Basidiomycota; Agaricomycetes; Boletales; Coniophoraceae.
CUGCUUUUCACAGGGAUAGUGCGGCAGAGGCGGGGAGAGUCAGCUGGUGACUUCAUCCAGUCGCUCAGAUUCAAAGCCAUGCCCUCCUUCCGCUCCUGGCACUUUAACUUCUCGUCCAGAUCCCUCAUCUCACCUCGUCCCACUUCUCUGCACAACCUUCGCCCAGUCAUCCACCGCAACAUGACCAAGUUUACUCAGGAACCCCAUAAACUCCUAGUCAUCCCAGGUCCCAUCGAGGUCACCGAUGAGGUCCUCUACGCCAAUGCGCACCCAUCCAUGUCGCAUAUGUCGCCAGAUUUCGCGAAGGUAUUUGGAGACUGCAUACGCAUGACGAGAGAGGUUUUGUACUCCAAGGAGGGCCAGCCGUUCCUCAUCUCUGGUUCGGGGACUCUUGGAUGGGACCAGGUUUCAGCUAACCUUGUUGAGCCCGGUGAAAGCGCACUCGUGCUUAACUCCGGCUACUUCUCGGACGCCUUUGCUGACUGCUUGCAAGUAUAUGGCGCCAAGGUUGAUCAGGUCAAGGCACCGGUAGGCGGUGCUGUCGAUCUUGGCGACGUCGAGGCCGCACUCAAGGCAAAGAAGUACAAGAUUGUCACUGUUACCCACGUUGACACUUCCACAGCUGUGCUCACAAGCAUCAAGGACGUCGCCGCCGUGGUGAAGCGCGUCUCGCCAGAGACACUCGUCGUUGUCGAUGGCGUAUGCUCGGUUGCCAGCGAGGAAAUCAAGUUCGAUGACUGGGGCAUCGAUGUGAUCCUCACCGCUAGCCAGAAGGGUCUCGGUACGCCACCAGGCCUCAGCGUUCUCGUUGCGAGUCCGCGAGCGAUUAAAACCUUUGAGACACGGUCCGUGCCCGUCACGUCGUACUAUGGUAGCUGGAAGAAGUGGCUCCCUAUCAUGCAAACGUACGAGAAGAACACGGCAGGCUACUUCGCCACGCCUCCCGUGAACCUGGUCUACGCAUACCACGCGUCCCUCAACCAAAUCCUUCACGGCAGCGUCUCUCUUGAGGAGCGCUUCGCGCGUCACCGUGAAGUGAGCCAACGAGUGAAGGUCGAGGCAGAGAAGUUGGGUUAUCGGGGCGUCCCCCUCGGUGCCGAUGUGGCUGCUAACGGUAUGACGGCGUUGUACGUGCCUGAAGGGCUGAAGCCCACCGAUAUCGUCCCGCGCCUGCUGAAGAAGGGUAUUGUCGUUGCUGGUGGUCUUCACCCCGCAAUCAAAGAAAAAUACUUCCGUGUCGGCCACAUGGGCGUCAGCGUCGUCGACCAGUCACGAGGGGACAUUGACAAGGUCAUCGCUGGUCUGAAGGAAUCGCUCGACGAGGCGAAGGCGGAGAAGGCAUAGACAUCUAGAAGAUAGAUCAAGAACCGCUUGACAUGUACAUUAGGCAUCUUCCCUCCCCCGUCACAGAGCAGUCUUUGCGACACCAGUUAAC